This is a messenger RNA of Hevea brasiliensis (rubber tree), 3010 nucleotides long. Its product is annotated as squamosa promoter-binding-like protein 2. Gene Ontology annotation, molecular function: DNA binding. Gene Ontology annotation, cellular component: nucleus. NCBI's taxonomy places the organism in Eukaryota, Viridiplantae, Streptophyta, Magnoliopsida, Malpighiales, Euphorbiaceae. The record is from RefSeq and is a predicted model, not a curated record. The transcript has 5 exons. Bases 983 to 2428 code for a protein of 481 amino acids.
CUUUUUUCCCCGUAAAUGGGUAAAAAACUAGCAAGAUAAUAACUGGGUUGUUGUCUUUUAUUGGUAGAUUUGGUCAGCUUGUUGAUUGGCUAUUGAUUUUUUAUUUUCUUAUCAAGUUUUUAGAAGGUGGUCGUUGGAGAAAGCGAUUAAUUAUUGAUCUAUUUUGGGUUUUCUUCUUUUUUCUUUCUUCUCUCUGGAACAGAUUUGUUUAAUAAUGAUGAAUGGGUAUGAGUCUUAUUCAGGGCCCUACUUCUCUGAUUUAGCCCAAACAUAUUCAAUGUGAAUAAUUGCACUUGAAGGUUUCAUAGUACGGAUCCCACUUUGAUGGUAAAAGGUUAAACAUUUCCUCUACCCACAAUUAGUUCUUGUUGCAUAUAACUGGAGGAGAGAGAGAUGGUUGUUAGAUGAGUUUCAUAAAUAACGGUAAAAAUUCUUGUAGGAAUUUGCCAUAACUACUAUCAAGUAGAAGUGUUGCAAGAAUUGGGGAACAGUUUUAUUCUGAUUAAAAGGGGAGAUUUGCAUUUUUUAUUGAUAUGAAUGGUGGUGAACAUGUUAGGUAGCAAGUUAUGAGAGGAAGGGAAGUUUCUGUUUCAAUAUGUUUAGGUUCUGGGAAUAACUGGAUUGAAAAUCUGUUACUUUAAUUGGUUUUGGUUGGAUGUACCUAUUAAAGGAGAUUGAGAUGGAGGUUAUUUUUUGCUACAGAGUUUGCUGGGUUGGAAAUCUAGUUUCUUUCUGCAGAUGCUGAUUUCUUGCAGUUAAAAGUUCUGUCUGGUACUCUGGUUGAAUCCUUGGAGUCGUUCAGUUUGGUGAAUUUGAGCACUUCAUCGGCUGGGACUGUUUCUGCAAUAUCUGUAACAGACAGAUCGGACUCUAUUCUUUUACGGGCGACUAAAUCUUGGCUCUGCUAAUUCAGUUAAACAGGAUCUGGCAUCUGGUUGCUUUUGCGUUAAAUAAAAGCGACUGUAAUUGGUGAAGUUAUUCUAUGAGUUCUCUCUCACUGAUGGAGUGGAAUACAAAACCCCCCAUACAGUGGGACUGGGAGAACCUUAUAAUGUUUAAUGCAACAAGUGAACAUCCUAAGAAGUUAAGAUUGCCCGAGUGGGAGAUUGAUGGAGAGACAGGAAUUGAUUCUGGGUCUUUAUACUCUUCCGGGAGUGGAAGUGGUAGUGGUGGUGGUUCUGGUUCUGAUUUGGGACUUGCUUCCUUAUCGAAGAGCUCAAAGUCAGCUUCCACAAAUUCGUCAUCAAUUGGGGAAGUGAAAACAUCCAAAUUUACUUUGGAGGCCUCUGAAGCUAUUCCAGGAGAUUCCAGCAAUAAGGAAGUCCUUAUAAAUGCAAAGCCAACUGGUAUUUCUUCUACUCUUGAGGCUUCAGUUGGCUCAGGUGAGCCUCUGCUAGGCUUGAAGCUAGGUAAACGGACAUACUUUGAAGAUGUUUGUGCAGGGAGUAAUGCUAAAGCUUCAUCAUUUUCUGUGACUCCUGGAUCUUCUGUUUCUCCUUCAAAGAGAUCCAAGUCCAGUGGUCAGGCUUCACCUGCCCCACGUUGUCAAGUAGAAGGCUGUAACCUUGAUCUCUCAUCAGCUAAAGAUUAUCAUCGGAAACAUAGAGUUUGUGAAAGUCAUUCAAAAUCCCCAAAGGUCACUGUAGCUGGUGUGGAACGCAGGUUUUGCCAGCAGUGUAGCAGAUUCCAUGGUCUGUCAGAGUUUGAUGAAAAGAAGAGAAGCUGCCGCAGGCGUCUUUCUGAUCACAAUGCAAGACGUCGAAAACCACAGCCAGAAUCAGUCCAAUUGACUCCUGCAAGACUGUCUUCUUCAUUAUAUGAUGAGAGGCAACAGAUGAGUCUUGUUUGGAACAGGGCCCCACUUGUUUAUUCCAGGCCUAAUGAAAAUUUGACAUGGGAAGGCACAUCCAGCUCAAAGUUCACGAUAACAAAAGAAUAUGUAACAAAACCUGCAAAAGGAGGUAUUGAUGGGCAGCUGCAUUUGCCUGGUAAUGAUCUGAGAACUUCCAUUCCCAUGCAUCCUCAUGAUUCCAAGAGCUUGUUGCCAUCCAAAUCCAAGGUCAUAACAGCUGAGGUUCUCAACCAAGGUUUAGAAGAAUCAAUUAUCUCACCUAAUGUGGAUGCGACACAGGAUCUUCAUCGUGCUCUCUCUCUUCUGUCAACUAACUCAUGGGGUUCGUGUGAGCAAAAAUCCAUUUCACAUGAGCAGUCUGCACGCACCAGUCACACAGGCAUGCCUCAGUCCAUGCUGCAUGUUAUGCCUCAAAGCGUGCCACUUGCCUCGUCUGAUCAUUGGAGGACUGAGCAGUCUACUGACUCUCGGGUGCAUACCUUGACUACAAACAAUUAUAACAGCAAUUACAAUCAAGAGUUCCAGCUGUUAAGAACCCCAUAUGAUAGUGACUUCUACUCUAGUCAGUUGAACUGACUGCUUGAAAUUCAAUCAUCAUUUUCAACUUGAUAAGUUCACUUGCCAAGGAAGGUCUGUAUCUGGUUCAACAUCUAUCUCAGUCAUGAAUAUUUUCUUGGCUUCAUGCUUCACAAAUUUUAACAUACAGUAUUUGAUAAUUGCUUUGCAAAAGUGGACUGCAGUUGUGGAAGGAGAAGUUAUUAGUAAUUAUUACGGAGGGGUAUAAAUUUUUGGUUGAUGCAUUGUUAAUAGUUCUCUGUUAACCAAUAAACCAUGAUGAAAUUUUUGUCACGCUGCAAAAAGUACUCGCUCCCUGUCAUGUUCUGAUUAGUUUUUGUUGUUUUCUCCAGGAUCUGGGCUGUCAUGACUUAUGCUGUCAGAUUUCAGAUCAUGGAGAUAAAAGUUCCAGGAUGCUGGUUUCUCCUAAAUUAUCAUUGAGAUUGCAAUCUCAAACUUAACAUUAAUUUCAUGUUAUUGUAACUGGUAGGAUAUAAAUUACUUCAGGCAGUGUUUUAGAACAACUUGUGAAAGUCACAUCAGAUGGGAUUGAAACUUUUGAUCGUCUCUUUUCUACCAGUGAAAUGAAUGAAAAUUGGCGUA